GCUGGAAUAAUUAUUUAACCGACUAAAUUUCUAUGUGUGCUCCACUAGAUUGGAUCAGAUAUUCCACCAUCCGAUUGCGAUUGCGUAUCUGGUAUACCUACAAUAGAAUACAAUUGAAGGGUUGUUCUCGAAACCCGAGGCCUAGAUUAAUAAAUCUAUCAGUCAAUCGCCCAAGAUGCCGCCGCGAAUACCCCUUCUCGCCACCCUACGGCAACGCUCCACUCUCUUCAGAUCCCGAACCGCCAACAUAUCAAGCACCAGCCCGCGCGAAAACCUCCGCAAAGACGUCCCCAGCAUCACCUCCAACCUUCUCAGCCUCGACGACUCCACCUCCAACGAAUCCACCAUCGCCGCCGCCGACAUCUACGACAGCCUGCGACACACCGUCGCGCGGCGCGUCGCCCUCGAGGAGGAGCUGCGCGAGACCAACAAAGCCGAAGAAUACCUGCGCCAGCUACCCCGCCGCUGGCGCACCGGCGACGUCUACGCCCCUCACGACAUGAGCUCCGCCGAGAUGACCAAGUGGCGCCGCACGCAGGCCCGCAAAAAGGACCUCGUCGAUAUCCUCGGUCUACGGCCGCUGGAUAUGUAUCGCAACUUCUCCGUCAUAUCGGAAUACAUGACGCCGCACGGGCGGAUAAAGCGCGCAGUCGACACGGGAUUACGGCCGGCGAACCAGCGGAAGAUGGCCAAGGCCGUACGGCGGGCCAUCGGCCUGGGUAUCCAUCCUAGCGUGCACCACCACCCGGAGAUUCUGAUCCGGGAGAACACCAGAUACUUCGAGCAGGUGUCCGCGACAGUCAACAGAAACAUCAAGUUCUGAGGUUAGUUAAUAGUUGGUUAGGUAGACGAUGGAUGGGUGAAUUGUACAACAACGUAACAUCUCCGUGUCUUUCAACGCUUAUUCGUCUAUAUACAAAGAGACAGCAGAGGAGGCUAUCUACCUAUGUAGAUAGAUGUACGAGUAGUGUUGUACAAGAUCAAUCCAUACCUAUACAUCAUGCCUUCCACAGCCGAGGGCGGAUCUUAAAUACCGGGAGGCCUUCGCUGUUUUGCUUCUUGGCGUACUUUUUCUUCAGUUCCCCCCACACUUGCGGGUAGGAUUCUUUUGCCCAUUCCUCGAAUUGGUCUUUCAUCUCUUGCGACGGUAAAACAUUAAACACGGUGCCAAGGCUAGGGA
Molecule: messenger RNA, 1180 nt
Organism: Daldinia decipiens
Lineage: Eukaryota; Fungi; Ascomycota; Sordariomycetes; Xylariales; Hypoxylaceae
Product: ribosomal protein S18
Exons: 3
Coding region: 176-823 (215 amino acids)
Biological process (GO): mitochondrial translation
Cellular component (GO): ribosome; mitochondrial small ribosomal subunit
Molecular function (GO): structural constituent of ribosome; small ribosomal subunit rRNA binding
Source: RefSeq, a predicted model, not a curated record